AUGUUGAGUACUGCUACAACACAAACAUCAUCCACGGCUCAGCAAUAUUGCUCCGAUAAUGAAGAGUUGGAGAGAGCUCUUGUGAACGGAAAUGAAGCCUUUUCUCGAAAGGACUAUGAAUCAGCUCUACAAUUUUAUGAAAAGGCUCUCAUCAUUUAUAAUGAACAUGUAAAUAAUCAUCAGGGAGCUGCUCCUAUUGCUAGUCCUUCUUUUGUGGCAACAACAUUAUCAUCGAUUGUGUAUUACAAAGUGGGUUUGGCUUAUUUCUAUUUGGAACGAUCGGAAGAAGCUAUUCCAUUCUUUGAGAAGGCUAUUGAUCAUGAUCCAAAUGGAUACGCAAAUGCUUGUACAAUGUUGUUCAAUCUGUUAUGGAAAAUUAAUAGCUGUGUUCAAGCUAUUAUUACUGUUCAUGAUUUUCUAAAUCGAUUUCCAAAGAAAGAACAAGCCAUUCAACCAAUUUUAAACAAUUUGAAAAAUUCUAAAUAUUGGUAUAUGGACCCAAGAAUCCGAAUUGUGAAAUUGACAGAAGAUAAUUAUUGUGUGCAAGCUGUUGAUGAUAUUCCAGUGGAAGAGGUGAUUAAAAUUUUUGAUGAAAGCGGCCAGAGAGAUGAAGUUAAGGGCGUGACGAUAGUGAAAGAUUCUCUUCUAUGUACAGAUCAAUUUAUUACUGGAACCUGUACAAGCGAUGAAGAAACAAUGGUCACAAUAGGUAUUACCAUCAAACAUUUAAUUCAAAAUUUUAAGAAAUUUCAAAAUGUGCUUAGAGGAUUGCACCCAAGAAAGAUUGAACAAGCACCUACAAAGUUUGUGGAGGGAUGGAAGACUUUCUUUUUUGAGCAGUUGCAACUAGUAAAGCAAAAUCUUGGGGUGAAAGAGGAAUUUGAAGGUCUUACACUCGAGGAAAUCGAACAUUUAGAGAGCGAUCCACAAAGACUAGAGGAAGUUUUGAGAAUGACCAUGGUUAUCAAAUUGAACGGCUUUGUAGGUGGAGUGUACGGCCUGGCAUGCAUGUUUAAUCAUUCAUGCGAAGAGAAUUGUGAAAAGGUUGAUGAAAAGAUUGUAACCACUAAGAACAUCAAAAAGGGAGACUAUUUGUGUCUAAACUAUAUGGGCUUUGAUGACACAUUAGCAAAUAGAAGAAAAUACCUGUUAGAACACUUUGCCUUUGAGUGUGAGUGUCCACGAUGCAAAGAGAAAUUAUGGCUGGAGAAUCCUUAA
Naegleria lovaniensis is the source of this 1218-nucleotide messenger RNA. RefSeq lists its product as uncharacterized. Gene Ontology annotation, cellular component: nucleus. Gene Ontology annotation, molecular function: protein binding. The transcript has a single exon. Lineage: Eukaryota; Heterolobosea; Eutetramitea; Acrasida; Naegleriidae. The coding region runs from base 1 to 1218 and encodes 405 amino acids. The record is from RefSeq and is a predicted model, not a curated record.